Uranotaenia lowii is the source of this 885-nucleotide messenger RNA. RefSeq lists its product as uncharacterized. Lineage: Eukaryota; Metazoa; Arthropoda; Insecta; Diptera; Culicidae. Bases 446 to 874 code for a protein of 142 amino acids. The transcript is spliced from 3 exons. The record is from RefSeq and is a predicted model, not a curated record.
GAAACGCCCCUGUCAGGAACGUUUGCUCAAUCGGGCCGAUUGCAAAACAGACAUGGCGGUACUCGAAUUCUAGCGGUUAGAAUUCGGUCGGUUAUCGGCUCGAUUUCCAUCCGCCUGCUCGAUUGCUCGAAAACAGACGAUAUUUAUCGCAGUGCUGCAUGAACAAAACGAAACACAGGCAGUUUUCAAUCGCAGCAAUAUGGGUGCGUGUUUCGUUUUGGUGCGUGAUUGUAGUGAAUUGUGUUGUGAAAUUUGGUCGCAGUUCUGUUUCUGCCGUUUCCGCUGUUUCUUUUCAGAAAUGCUUUUAGCGGUAUGUAGAAGAAGCCAUUGUCCGGCGAUAAUUUAAUAAAAAGCGAGGUAUGUUUGAUUGAUUGAAUUCUAAAUAAUCAAGUUUUAUUUAUAUCAUUUUCUAACCCUUAAUUGUCCCCAUAGAAAACAUCGAACCAUGCAAACAAAGCUUCCAAAGAAAUGUCCACACUGUACAGGCUCUGGUGGAAUGCUAUCCCGGACAUCGUAUCCGGAUCCGGAUCCCGGACACGCUCUAAGAAAACAUCGAUCCAUCGAAUUCCAAGGAAAUGUCCACACGGUACGGUAUCCAGAUCCGGAUCCCAGGCACGCUCAGAGGUGGUGGCUUCACUUGGAUUACUUUUCAUCAAUUUUCGGUGUUAUACUUCAAAAGGAAAGCAAGUUUGGAAAACUCGAACAACCUUCAAGCCAUCUCUUCACAACAUUGUACCCCGAAGAUGGAUUUCGCAUGAUGUGGUUGUCAUCCCAAGGAUUUAAUCAACACCUGAAAAUGGACGAAUUGCUUAACAAGAAGAAGCUUGCGCCAGACAUCGCAAUGUCUUGUAGCAGAAGAGGUAACAAAAAAUAAAUUAGAAGAAA